AAAGUAUACACACACACUUGAGAAAUUACCAUGAUGAACCACACUCCAUACCAGUGGGUGGCGGCAAGGAGCAACUUAAGUUCUUUUUCAGUUUUUUUUUUUUUUUUUUGCCAACCGCCUAUAAAAAAGAAGAAAAGCAGAAAUAGUUUGUGGCGUGACAUACUCUUGUACAGUAGGUGGCGGUAUGCACCUUAAGCUGUUUGCAAUACGCCAGUAAAAUAAAGGAAGAAGAAAAACAGAAGCGCUCCUGCUUCAGCCGCUGCAGAAACAUUCUUGCUGCGUCCCAACAAAAGUUUAAGUGUAAAAACUCUGGGGAAAAUGAGCCAUGUGGAAGAGCUGAAGUUGUUUGUGGCUGCGCGGCUACAUGCUGCCGCCUCUGAAAUCCUGUCUGUUAUCGUGAAAACAAUAAACAAUUACGAGGAAGAGACCGCCCGGCUGAAAGAGGAGAAUAAGCGUCACUCGUCUCUGUUGGAGAUUAAACUAAAAAAAAAGUUGCCGAAGAAAAAAGCUUGUCAUGUAACCAACAGUACCACUGCUGAGGUCGCUGCUAAGCCCACCAUUGACCCCACCGCUGACCCCAGGAACAAUCCAGAUGCUGAAGAUUCUGCUGCUGGCCCUUCUGCUCUGGACUUAGGAGAUAUUUGCAAGACCAAAAAACUCAUCUUCAACUCCAACAUUGAACAAUUUGUGAUCCCCUGUAUGUGUUCAGAAAAAAUCCAGGACAGAAGUCAUUGGCACUGCCCGUGCUGCGAGAAGAUCAUUUAUCGAAGAUGCACCUUGAAAGUCCACCUAUCAAAACAACACAAUUUUACUGUACUGCAUCCAGACCAAGUGACAGGGAACCAUCAUAUGCCUUUCAAUAUCUCAUUUGAAGAAGAGCCUUUCAGUCUUGAAGACUUGCGUCAGGAAGAGUUUAGCAGUCCAGAACAGCAGGAAAAAACAGCUUCACUGCUGCUUCCAAUGCAAAAAAAAGCAGCAACAGGGAGAUGUCUAAACGUGGUGGAUGCCAAACAUAACAGUCAACCAGAACAAUACAGUUUUCACCAAAAUCAAGCGCCAGAAGCUGGAACAGACAUCUGUUUGGACACCCGCAUCCAAGAUAUGAGGGAAGUUAUCAUUAUGGAAAAUAAUACCACUCAGGUUAUGGAAACUCGUCAGAAUAGUGGGGUUGGUAAGGUGCUGGACUCAGCUGGCAAAAUGCAGCACCCAAAUUUAACCAGUGUUGUGACAAAGGGCAAAUGCUUCAGCAACACUGGAGAAUCUAUGGCAAUCCAAGCUGCUUCCUCAAGUUCAGAUGGUCUUUGUCCACCAAGCAAAAAGCAUGCAAAAAAUCGAUCAGCAGACCUGAAUUUGAAUACGGUGAAAACAGAGUUACCUGCCAGUCAGGACUGCAUAGAAUCUUAUUACUGUACGGCAUGUGGAGAGAUUUUCCAUUACAUGCACAAACUGAAGAUGCACGUUCAGAAACAUGUAAGGGACAAAAUCUGUAUUUGUGGGAUUUGUGGAGAAAGUCUGGAGCGCAGCAAAAGUCUACAUAAACACCUGCAGAACCAUAACAAAAACAUUUGUGGCACAUUUGGUAGGCAGUUUUCAAGCAACUCCCGUCUGCAGCAGCAUAAGAGCUUUCAUCAACCAAAGACACGAAAUACAAAGUCAACGGCAUGACCACACAGAUGGGUGAAAUUCUGCAGGAAUCAAAUCUACCGUGAUUGUAGUCUUUCAGCAGUAAAAUCUUCUCAAAUGUAUCUUGUGUUGUACUGAUGGAACUGAUAUCAAACUGUUGCAGUGUCUCGUUCAGCAGUAGCCAUCCGU
Molecule: messenger RNA, 1812 nt
Organism: Girardinichthys multiradiatus
Lineage: Eukaryota; Metazoa; Chordata; Actinopteri; Cyprinodontiformes; Goodeidae
Product: zinc finger and SCAN domain-containing protein 12-like
Exons: 6
Coding region: 319-1665 (448 amino acids)
Molecular function (GO): RNA polymerase II cis-regulatory region sequence-specific DNA binding; DNA-binding transcription factor activity, RNA polymerase II-specific
Source: RefSeq, a predicted model, not a curated record